CCGCGGCGGCCUCCUUUUUUGCUUUUAGUUUUGGCUUUUUAUUUCGCCCCCAUUUCCGCCGCCCCCUUUUGCUCCCCCCUCGCCUCGCGACCUCCGCGCUCCGUCCUCGUCCCUCCGCCGCGCCGCGGGCCUGGGGAGUUUUCCGGUGGAAUAUUUCGGGAUUUUUGGAGGAAUAUUUCGGGAUUUUUGGGGGGAUUUUUGGCCGGGGAAAAUUUGUUUUUUUGAGGGGGGUUAAGGGGAGGGAGGGAGGAGAUGGGGCGAGCGUGCGUGAGCUCCAAUGGCGAGUGCUCGUGGCGGGAAGCUUAGGGCUAAGAGGAGGUGGACGCGUGCGGGGUGCGGCGUGCAUGGAGGCCAAGUCGGGGGAGGCGAGUGCCGGGCCUGCGACUGCGCCUGCGCCUAUGGCGGCAGCGGCAGCACCAGUAGUUACGGCGGCACCGGAGGCGACGGUGAGCUUCCAGUCGCCGGCGGUGGAGAAGGGUAGCUCGAGCGGCGUGCUGGUGUCGCCUCCUGCUACGGGGCCACCGCCCGCUGCGGGGCCGCCGCCGCCGGCGGGACCGGGCGGCGCGCUGGCGCUGGGCCCGGUGGCGAUGAAGGUGCCAAAGAAGCGCGGGAGGCCGCGGAAGUACGGGCCGGACGGGAGCCUGAUCCGGCCGCUCAACGCCACGCCGAUCUCGGCGUCGGCGCCCAUGGCGGCGGCCGUGGCGGCGGGGCAGUACACGCCCGCCUCGGCGGUCGGCGCCGCCAUGAAGCGCGGGAGGGGACGGCCCCUCGACUUCGCCGCAGCAGCAGCGGCGGGCAAGCAUCACCAGCAUCACCAGCUCCACCACCACCAGUCGCCGUUCGGCUUCCACUUCGACUCGAUCGGUGACAUGGUGGCUUGUUCUGCUGGUGCAAAUUUCACCCCACAUAUAAUUACUGUCGCACCUGGUGAGGAUGUGACAAUGAAGGUUAUAUCGUUUUCGCAACAAGGACCACGGGCUAUCUGUAUUCUCUCUGCAAACGGCGUGAUAUCAAAUGUUACACUCCGCCAGCCUGAUUCAUCUGGUGGCACAUUGACUUAUGAGGGACGCUUUGAGCUGCUGUCGUUGUCUGGCUCCUUUAUGCCAACUGAAAAUAGCGGAACACGAAGUAGAUCUGGUGGGAUGAGUGUGUCUCUUGCCAGCCCAGACGGUCGUGUCGUCGGCGGUGGAGUUGCCGGCCUCCUGGUGGCAGCAAGUCCUGUUCAGAUUGUCGUGGGGACCUUCCUGCCAAGCUAUCAGAUGGAGCAGAAGAACAAGAAGCCGCGGGUGGACCCGGCACCCACCCUCCCCCAGACACCUCCCGCCAUUCCAAUCUCAAGUGUGGACACCCACAGCGGCGAUCAAGGGCAGCACAGCUCCGCGGUCCACCAGAGAACAGCGAGCGUCUCGUACGGCGCAGACCAGAGCUGGGUGUCCCCUGCCCAGCAGCCAACACCCGAGGCGUCCCGGACGCCGUCGGGCGACCAGAAGACGACUGCCUCUGGAUCCUGAACCUGAAACCCAGCACGGAGCCACACUGACAGGGGGAGCGGAGUACUGAAGCUGCGUCUGCCGCCGCCGAUGCUGCUGCAGAAGAUGGAUGGAUGGAUGGGUUCAUUCGUUCCUGACUUGUAAAAGAUGCGUGUCUGCGGAUCUCGCACUAGGUUUUAAUUGGGCUACAUAUAUCAGGCAGGAGAGUCUAACUGCAUUUGCUGUAGCUGUGCGACUUUAGUUGUUCUACCCUACCUACGGUUUUGUAACCUUUGUCCGAGAGAGAGAGGGAGUGUGUGUGUGUGUGUAGUUACAGUUUGCGUGCUAGCGGCGUCCCUAUUAGUAAUUCUUGUGUUGGAUUAUUACCUGUUGGAUCCCUUAAAUUAGCAUUAGAAAUUCUCUGCCUUGCUGUUGAUCUGUGUUUC
Messenger RNA from Panicum hallii, 1915 nucleotides. Its product is annotated as AT-hook motif nuclear-localized protein 1-like. The coding region runs from base 345 to 1511 and encodes 388 amino acids. Lineage: Eukaryota; Viridiplantae; Streptophyta; Magnoliopsida; Poales; Poaceae. Gene Ontology annotation, molecular function: minor groove of adenine-thymine-rich DNA binding. The transcript is spliced from 5 exons. The record is from RefSeq and is a predicted model, not a curated record.